AUUUGAAAAUAACGCAACUUGAGAUGGAGGGAAAGCAGUCCGGUUCACAGCCCCGCGAAUUGUUGGCGAAGAUCAGAGAAAUUACACGAUCAAUUCUUCAAGAUCUCUGUAACGGACGAUCGCUUCUGGUUUACAUCGAUCGCUUCAGAAAUUAUUGCACAGACUCUACUGGAAACUGCUGUUGCAGCUCUGAUUUGUCCAAAGGAAAGGAAAUUCUUACUUUAAAGAGAGAAUGCCAUGCAUAUCGGUUGGAUGUCUUGCUAAGAGUGCUACUGAUUGUUCAGCAACUUCUGCAAGAAAGCAAACAUGGAUCAAAAAGAGAUAUAUUUUACAUGCAUCCUUCUGUUUUUAAAGAACAGUCAGUUGUAGAUCGAGCAAUCAAUGACAUUUGCAUUCUUCUCCAAUGCAGUCGACAUAACCUAAAUGUAGUAUCUGUUGGAAAAGGAUUGGUGAUGGGCUGGUUGAGAUUCUCAGAAGCUGGAAGGAAAUUUGAUUGCAUAAAUAGCCCAAACAAUGCUCAUCCCGUUCCCGUCCAUGUGGAAGAAGUCAAAGAUAUAGUAAGUGUUGCUCAGUAUAUAUUAGUUGUGGAGAAGGAAUCAGUAUUCCAGCGAUUGGCAAACGAUAAGUUUUGCAACAGAAAUCGCUGCAUUGUCAUCACAGGAAGAGGCUAUCCAGAUGUCCCAACAAGAAGGUUUUUGCGGCUCCUAGUGAAAAAAUUGCAUCUGCCUACCUAUUGCUUGGUAGAUUGUGAUCCCCAUGGCUUUGACAUCUUGACUACAUACCGGUUUGGUUCUAUGCAAAUGGCAUACGAUGCAAAAUUCCUACGUGUCCCAGAGAUACAGUGGCUUGGAGCUUUUCCUUCGGAUUCCGAGAAAUUUGGUCUUCCACAACAGUGUCUACUUCCUUUGACAGCAGAAGAUAAGAUAAAAAUUGAUGCAAUGUUACUUCGGUGUUACCUGCUAAGAGAAGUGCCAAACUGGAGGUUGGAACUAGAAAUGCUGCUGCAAGGAGGAGUGAAAUUCGAGAUUGAAGCAUUGUCUACACAUUCACUUUCCUUCUUAUCAGAGGAGUAUAUACCUUCUAAGGUUCAAGGUGGAGUGUACAUCUAAAAGGGUCGCUAUUUCAAGUGAAGUAACAGUCAUAAUGUAGCAUAUGAUAGGAUUUCUAUAAUGUUUGAGACACAUAGUUUGAAUAAUAAUAAUAAUAAUAAUAAUAAUACAGUAGUAAAAAGUAAAAACCUUAUGUACAGAUAUGGCUUUGUCACUCGCAUUUUGUGAGAAAAAUGUACAAAUAACUCUCAUUGGUGGUUGGGCAGUGUUUGGAUGGCGCAUAAUAUUCAUAUAUUUGGAAGAA
Messenger RNA from Cornus florida, 1353 nucleotides. RefSeq names its product meiotic recombination protein SPO11-1. Gene Ontology annotation, biological process: meiotic DNA double-strand break formation; reciprocal meiotic recombination; meiotic DNA double-strand break processing. Gene Ontology annotation, molecular function: DNA topoisomerase type II (double strand cut, ATP-hydrolyzing) activity; ATP binding; DNA binding. Bases 24 to 1109 code for a protein of 361 amino acids. The transcript has 15 exons. Gene Ontology annotation, cellular component: nuclear chromosome. The record is from RefSeq and is a predicted model, not a curated record. NCBI's taxonomy places the organism in Eukaryota, Viridiplantae, Streptophyta, Magnoliopsida, Cornales, Cornaceae.